Molecule: messenger RNA, 1618 nt
Organism: Vitrella brassicaformis
Lineage: Eukaryota; Vitrellaceae
Source: the annotation of a GenBank genome assembly
GGGAGAGAAGACCAGAGCGAUGGUCACUGAUUCAUUGAUGGCUCAUGGAAGAUGAACACUGGUCACACACUGGCAGUGUUCUCCCUUCUGGCAGCUUCCCUGAGCAUCGCGCGACCGUUCUCGCAAGACGGCAGGCAUCAUGCAUUCAUCCCAUCCCGCCCAACGAGGCUGUCAUCAGCAGUGGCGUCGGCAACAGAUGCCCUCAGCACCUUGCUCGAGAGCCCUGAGUCACUGCUGUCAACCGAUCUGCACAUUAUGAGGGAUGCGGCCUCAAGGAGAGGCGAUGAGGCGGCUUUCAGAUCGGCCCUGUUGACGACAGCGGGUGAUGCUUGGGGCACUCGUGGUUCGGUGGAUGCCACUGUGGUGGAUGGGGUGUUGCGUGAGGUGGAGAAGCCGACGGGGUGGGAGGAUGCCGUCAGAAGGUGGAGGAGGAAGGUCAGCAAGGACUACACAGAGGCAACGGGUGGUGGAUGGGUAUCUUCCUGUCCAUGGUUGGCUGUGCACUGCAGACGCAGGGGAGUGCCUUCAAGUAUCGCAUCACGAACCCAGGCAAGUGCGUGUAUCAAGCACUGAGAGAACAACGGGCUGAUUGAUUGAUUCUACGGACAUCCAUGGGUAUGUAUGGUAAUGGUGUGCGUGCAGUGGGCACUGCGGGCGUGUACACGUGGAUGGUGAAUGUCCUGGUGCAUCACGGCCAAUGGGAGACAGCCAGAGACGCCCUCACAUACGCCGGCCUCAUCCCUGCCGGGCCAUUCUUCGUCAAGCCGGCUUCAGCAUUCGGCCUGAGUGCGCCUGGCGACCCCCCUGUGUACCACUUGGACCGUCUUGCGCUGUACGUCGCCGAGUCGAUGCUCGACGUGGACAUUGGGAGCGGGCAGAGGGAUGGUGAGAAGAGGGUCACAGGCCUGGAGGAGCUGCAUUGCGGGCAGAUGGAUGAGGCUGCAUCGGUCGAGGGUGCUGCUGCCGUAAAGGUGGGAAGGAAGAUGGGGCGGGUGGGUAAAUAAGUGGGUAAAUAAGUGGGGCUGACGCGCAUUACCAUACCUUCCAGAGGUUGGCAUGCGACGUGUCUCUGGAGGGAUCAAUAUCGCGCGCAGAGAGAUGCAUUCACGCAUGCGUGUGCGUGGGAGACCUUUCUGGUCUGCGGUCUGUCUACCGAUGCCGCCUGAUCCUAUCCAUCUCCCUACAUGCACACACUGCAGUGCGCUGGCACACGUACAUACACGGAUCGCAUUAUCCCUCUCUCUGUGUGUCUGUGUCUGUGUGUGGUCAGGACAUGGCCUAUGCUGCGGCAAGGGUGGGUCUGCGCGACCUGUGCCACGACCGUCGCGAACACGAGACCAUUCUCAUCGCAUGCCAGACCAGCGAGGGCCUUAAUCGAGCCCCCUCUCUGCUGCUGUCGCGAGAGCACGUGUUGUCUUUAGUCGAGAGAGAUAUGGAGAAGGAAACGAGGCUCGUGCAGCAGCAAGGGGAAGUGGAGGCUGGUGGGGGUGGUGUGCUGUUUAGUGUCGACUUGAAGGCGAGAGAGGUGGCGUGAGGUGGCUGUGUGUGGAAGACGAUGGGAUGCCUUUCGCUAAGGCGACUCGACUCCCUCCCUUGUCUGUGAGUUAUGUAUGUUGAG